Molecule: messenger RNA, 492 nt
Organism: Lactuca sativa (garden lettuce)
Lineage: Eukaryota; Viridiplantae; Streptophyta; Magnoliopsida; Asterales; Asteraceae
Source: RefSeq, a predicted model, not a curated record
AUGUACAUAACAGCUGAGAUGCCAGAUCCAACAACAGAUCCGGCACUACAUCAGACAAUCACAAGCUGCAUGAUUCAUGGACCAUGUGGACCACUAAAUCCAAAAGCUCAGUGUAUGAAGGACGGUAAAUGUAGUAAAGGUUAUCCUAAACCUUUUCUUCAUGAUACAUUGUUCGAUACUGAGGGAUACGUUCGGUAUAAACGAAACCCAAAUUCACACCAUAUGACCCCAUCCGGACAGGUUAUAGAUAACGGAUACGUUGUUCCGUACAACAGAAGGCUUUCCUCACGAUUUCAGGCACACAUCAACGUCGAGUACUGCGGAUGGAAUAUGAUGAUUAAAUAUCUCUUCAAAUAUAUUUCUAAAGGGGCAGACCACGUCAGAUAUGCAAUCCAAAAGGCAGAAUCGCCCCACGCGUCCGCUUCCGUCACAGUGGAUAGCCAUCAUAACACACGUGGAGGUUCAGCGGUUACUCCUGUGAACGAGGUGUAG